Lycium barbarum (goji berry) is the source of this 552-nucleotide messenger RNA. RefSeq lists its product as uncharacterized. The coding region runs from base 1 to 552 and encodes 183 amino acids. The record is from RefSeq and is a predicted model, not a curated record. The transcript is spliced from 2 exons. Lineage: Eukaryota; Viridiplantae; Streptophyta; Magnoliopsida; Solanales; Solanaceae.
AUGACCUCUCAUAUAGGAGAAAAUCCGACGUUAUCAGAAUAUAACUUCAAUGUCGACCCCUCGACCCUAGUAGCAGCAAUCGGAAAGAUAAAAGGUGCAACACGGCCAAAGCCUCUCCGAACUAAACCCUCUCAACGAGACCCGAAGUUGAUAUGUGACUACCACAGUACCCACAGGCACCAAACCGACGAUUGCAAAGGUUUAUGGGAUGAGGUGGCCCGGUUGCUCAAAAACGGACACCUAAGAGUAGUUUUUACUGAACGGGGGAAGAGCAACUACAAAAACAGAGCAGCCGACAGAAAAGCUGAGACGGAAGAACCCCAGCAUGUGAUCAAUAUGAUCAUUGGCGGGGUUGAGAUACCACGAGGACCUAUCCUGAAGAGAACAAGAUUCUCUAUCACGAGGGAAAGAAGGAGCAGGGACUAUGUACCGGAUGGAUUCAUUUCAUUCAAUGACGAGGAAGUUGAAGGCAUCACUCUUCCUCACAACGACGCACUGGUAGCUCGGCAAAUAUCGCCCGAUGGAAGGUUGUCGAAUAGCUCGGCAUAUUAG